Molecule: messenger RNA, 2154 nt
Organism: Nerophis lumbriciformis (worm pipefish)
Lineage: Eukaryota; Metazoa; Chordata; Actinopteri; Syngnathiformes; Syngnathidae
Source: RefSeq, a predicted model, not a curated record
AUGGCGGCGUUUGGCACGGACCGCUGGCUCAACGGCUUGGCAAAUCAUGACAUGUUCAAAAAAGUACGCGACAAGUUGGACUCGGAGCCCAAGACUUCCGAGCGCGCAGUCGCCAAAAAUCUCAUCUUUUGCUUGGGCGGCGACUUUUUCCUUUGGGACGACGUGGACCGCGUGUUUUACACGACCAGCCUGCGCCAGUUGAACACAGCGGAGGACCAAGGCGAGAGUUUCCAGACGCUGCUGUGCAUCAACCCGCCUCGUUUCCCGGUGUGCCAGCUCCUCCCAAGCCCCACGCAGGGCCACGUCGCGCUGGUGGGCCAGCGUGGCGUCUCGGUGCUGGAGCUCCCGCAGCGGUGGGGCAAAAAAUCUGAGUUCGAAGGCGGCCGUAGCUGCGUCAACUGCAAGACCACCCCGGUUGCCGAGCGCUUCUUCACCAGCUCACCGUCGGUGAGUCUUCGUCAGGCGGCUUGGUACCCCAGCGAGACAGGGGAGCCUCUCUUGGUGCUGCUCACGUCCGACAACACCAUCCGCUUUUACGGGUUGAAGGCCCCGCAAGCUCCGGUCAAAGUGGUGCCCGUGUCGCAGGCUGAUGACGACAGCGGCGUCCGGGCGCCGGCACGCUCCUACGCGGCUUCCCUCGGAGAAGUCGCCGUGGCCUUUGACUUCGGCCCGGUGGUGUACGUGCGGGAAAGGCCAGUCUACCCGCUUUACAUCCUCUACGAAACGGGCGAGACUUACCUGUGUCACACAUGCCAGGUGAACACGGUGAGCGUGGGCAAGCGAGUGGGCCCCCUGCCCAUGUACCCCGCGGCGGAGGACAACUACGGUUACGACGCAUGCGCCGUGCUCUGCCUGCCUUGCGUUCCCACCAUCCUGGUCAUAGCCACGGCGACUGGCACGCUCUACCACUGCGUGGUACUUGAGUCAGACGACGAUGAGGACGUCGACGCCGAGCCCAGGUGCCUAACUGGUAGUGUUCCGGCGCUCUACGUUUUCGAAUGCGUAGAGCUGGAGCUGACCCUGAAGGUGGCAGCGGCGGGCGACGAAGCAGAGGACGAGCCAGACUCGGCCUGCCCGCUUCGACUACACCGCGACCCGCUGUGCCCGCAGCGCUACCACUGCACCCACGAGGCAGGCGUCCACAGCGUGGGCCUGGCGUGGGCCAACAAGCUGUCAGCCUUCCUGCGGGCGGUCGAGGACGACCAGGACGGGUUGCCCGAGGCGCCGGCCGAGCGCCGUUGUGCUGUGGAGCACAUCGUGUGCACCCGCCCCCUCGCCAGUAGCAAACCGGCGCCGGUGCGAGGUUUUCUGGUCUUGUCGGACCUAUCGCUUGGCGCCACCAUGAUCUGCGUGAGUGCCACCUACGAGUGCAUCUUGCUGCCGCUGCUAUGCUCCGUGCGGGCGCCAUCGCCGCCGCUGCUGUGCAGCCGCUCCAACCCAGGAUCGGGCAGCUCGCCGCUUCGCGGACUGGCAGGGAGCUCUUUCGAGCAACACGUGCGCAACAUCCUGGCCCGGGGUGCUACCAACCCGCUUCUGCUCAAGGCGGGCGACGGGGAACCCUCACCCCAGGAACGUCUACAGCUCCUGAGCCGAGCCACGCAGGUGUUCCGCGAGGAGUACAUCCUGAAGCAAGACAUGGCUCGCGAGGAGCUCCAGAAGCGCGUCAAGCUACUGCGAGGCCAGCGGGCCAAACAACUGGAGGAGCUGGCGCGCUUCCACGAGGAACGCGCCGCCCUCCGUCGGGAGGCCGAGCGGCUGGCCGACAAGUACGAGGACGCCAAGUACCGGCAAGACGCGGCCUCCCAGCGCGUCAAACGCGCGCUGGCAGCUCAGCGCCUCCGCUUGCCCGUCCUGUCCAACAGCGAGAAGGACAUGCGCAAGGAGCUGCGUGCCGUGGCAGAGCAACUCAAGCACUUGGACAUCUGCAUCAAACAGGUCAAGAUGAAGAUGGAGUACCAGAAGACGCAGGUGGAGCGCGAUCCGCCCGCCGCCCAUGCCAGGGCCUCCAUCUCCCUUAGCGGGCCUCAGAAGAAGGUCGUGCGGGAAGUGCUUCGAGAAGAAGGCCAGCAGAUUGUGGACAUGAUGAAACAGGUCAAGGAGAUGUCCCGCCUCAUCGCCAUGAGGAGCUCCGACUUGGACUUGAGCAGCAAAUGA